Messenger RNA from Daldinia decipiens, 1225 nucleotides. Its product is annotated as Aldo/keto reductase. The transcript is spliced from 3 exons. The record is from RefSeq and is a predicted model, not a curated record. Gene Ontology annotation, molecular function: oxidoreductase activity, acting on NAD(P)H as acceptor. NCBI's taxonomy places the organism in Eukaryota, Fungi, Ascomycota, Sordariomycetes, Xylariales, Hypoxylaceae. The coding region runs from base 96 to 1043 and encodes 315 amino acids.
AGAUCCAUCCUCUAUAAAUGGCUUCACGACCGCCCGCCAAAAUGUCGAAUGCUCAUUCCAACUUUACACUUUAUCUGGUAUUGUAAGAUCACAUCAUGUAUACACAAAUCGAUUCCAACGACGCAAGAUUCCGAUCCGAUGCCUCUGGUGUCGGAUCGAAGCAAGCUCCCUCUUCCGAUUCGGCUAUCCCGACCUUGAAAUUGAGUGAUGGGAACGAGAUGCCCAUGGUUGCAUAUGGCCUGGGUAUGGCCUUUAGCCAAGGUGACACGGAGCAUAUUGUGAGCUCUGCACUCAGGGGAAUUAAGAGCGGUUUCAACCACUUAGAUGCCGCAGAAGCGUAUGGCAAUGAGAAGGGACUCGGCAUAGCCAUCCGAAAUUCCGGAGUACCGCGCUCGCAACUCUUCAUUACCACCAAGGUGUGGACGGUAGCGACGACCGUAAAGGCGGCUUUCGAGGCUUCGCUUGAGCGACUCGGUGUCGAUUACGUCGACUUGUACCUGGUGGGUUGGCCACAGAUCGCCGAUACUCCCGAUCGUCUGCAGCAGAUCUGGGCCGAGGUCGAAGCCAUCCGGGAGAGCGGCAAGGCACGGUCCAUUGGCGUCUCCAACUUCCUGCAGGACCACUUGCAGACGAUCCUCAAGACAGCUAAGGUUAAGCCUGCCGUCAACCAGAUUGAGUACCACCCGUACCUACAGCACGGAAACCUCAUCGACUUCCAACGCCAGAACAACAUCGCGACUGCGGCGUACUCGCCGCUCACAGCGCUUACGAAGGCGCGCCCUGGUCCCGUUGACGGCAUCUACGCUUCGCUUGCCAGGAAGUACGGCGUCUCAGAGGCUGAAAUCGCACUUCGGUGGGCCAUAGACCAGGGCAUUGCGGUCGUCACGACCAGCAGCAGCGACGAGCGCCUGUAUAGCUUAAGAAGGAAGCUACCCACAUUCAAGCUCACGGCUAGCGAGAUCGCGGAGAUCACAGAACUUGGGAAGAGGAAACACUUCCGCGGGUUCUUCAACGAUAUCUUUGCCCCCGAAGAUAGGCGUUAAGCCUUUGGGCAUAUUUGGUUAGAGGGUUUUUGAUUUCGACAAGUAAAAAUGUGCCUCCGUAGCACGACAUUAAGGCGUCUAGUAAAUUUGAGGUUCGGAUAGGGGGUUUUGAUAUAACCAAAUAGUAUCGUGUUAAAUCUCGAUGGGAACAAUAGCUUAGCAAUAUAGGCGCUCUUGCCACU